GAAUAGUAUCGAUAUCGUGCUGUUGGGUAUUUUACAGCACUGUCACGACAACUUGUUGCCUAGGCAACGCGACAAAUAUAAACAAUUAUUUUCAUAAUGAUGGACUGGGCUGAAGAGCUGAAAAUGACUAUAAGAAAGACUACGGCGCGCAAGGGCCGCCGUUCAAAGAGUCGCGAUGUGCUCAACGAGCAACCGCAGGCGGGAGGAUCCUCGAGUGCCGCGUCCACACAAAAGCUGAACAAGGAUAUAUCUAUAGAUAUAACCCUGGAUAUACACAAUGAGAGCAGUAGUCCCACGACUACAGCGGCCACAACGCCGACAACAUAUAAUAAUGAAUUCGAAUCAAGUCGACCGCCCAUAAGACGCGUUUCGGGUGGCUGGGCGGACUCUGGAUCAAAAGGCCACAAAUCGAAGAAGAAUUCAUUUGAUGACGAGCGUUUUCAGGUGACAAAGUCGGCCACGAGCACGAUUCCCACCGAUGAUAUACCCAUUAUACCAGACUUGGAUGAUGUCAGGGACGACUUCUUGCUAAAUGAAAUAGCCGAUCCUCCCCCUGCCCCUUACAGCCACGAAGCCACAUUCAAGGAGUUGAGCUCCGAUCUGCUCUCGCAGAAUGCUUUCUCGGCUAUUGAAGACGUCGACUUGUCUAUUUUGACGCGUUGCUUGUAUGAUCAAGAAACUCUGGAUGAACCGGACGAAGUUUGGGAAUGGGAUAAACUCUUCACGGAGGUCACGGCUCAAAUAAAUUCGGAUAAGACAUUGAAGGGUAUGCCGGAAAAGAUUGAAAUCGGUCCCGACGAAAUACCACCUACGGCAAAAUAUAAUUAGGCAUACAUUUGUAAUCAAAAAAUCAAAAAUAAAUGCAAUAUUUAGGCUAA
This is a messenger RNA of Drosophila montana, 878 nucleotides long. RefSeq names its product intraflagellar transport 43 (gene IFT43). The record is from RefSeq and is a predicted model, not a curated record. NCBI's taxonomy places the organism in Eukaryota, Metazoa, Arthropoda, Insecta, Diptera, Drosophilidae. Gene Ontology annotation, biological process: intraciliary retrograde transport. Gene Ontology annotation, cellular component: intraciliary transport particle A; cilium. Bases 97 to 828 code for a protein of 243 amino acids. The transcript is spliced from 5 exons.